Molecule: messenger RNA, 555 nt
Organism: Acanthocheilonema viteae
Lineage: Eukaryota; Metazoa; Nematoda; Chromadorea; Rhabditida; Onchocercidae
Source: the annotation of a GenBank genome assembly
GGUGGUCGUUAUGCAUAUGAGCUGGUUGAUGGCUAUUUGAGAUAUGUGACGUUGUGGAUUAUACUCUUCUUCGAAAUGCUGGCAGUUGGCUGGUUCUAUUGUGCACAUCGUCUUGGUAAUGAUUUGCAUACGAUGCUGCGACGAACAUGUUGUUGGUGUAUCGGACAUUUCAUUCUCUAUUUCAUAUACCUUCUGCCAGCUAUCCCUGUGGCAGUAGUCGCACUGAAUUUGGCCAAUUAUGAUUAUUCAAUCUACUCUUCUGGAAUCCACGAGUGGAAGUAUUCGGAAGUGCUUGGAUGGACAAUAGCACUGGUACCAUUGAUACCAAUUCCGUUGUUUAUGCAGUUUCGGAUUUGCAGGACAUGUAUGAAAGGACCUGGAGUGACGAAGUGGCAGAAGCUGAAAAACGCAAUAUCGUCUCCUUUGCCCUAUGAAGUUAUAAAGACAUCGUCAUCAUCAGCUAUGCGGAGAUAUUCGAGCGAUACACCCGGUUACGUUCUUCUUCCGCAAGCUCCGCUCGCUGAACCAGAAGUUUUCAAUGAGAACCGAUCAUAA